This is a messenger RNA of Prorocentrum cordatum, 981 nucleotides long. The record is from the annotation of a GenBank genome assembly. NCBI's taxonomy places the organism in Eukaryota, Dinophyceae, Prorocentrales, Prorocentraceae.
CGUUUUCCGCAGGAGCCGGAGGCCUUCGGACACGGCAACGCCUUUGCAAGUUGCCUCCGUAGUCGCCCCUUGUUGUUCAAGAAGGCCGGCCGGGCCAUAGAUUCAGGCACCACGCACAUUCAACAAGAUAAGCUACAUUUCCUGUAUUCCGUGCUGCGAAACGUGAUUGUUUUCAACGUGCCGGCACCAGAGCCGGUCUGCCAGUGUCAUUUUGAAGGUGUUCGUUGUGAGACGAGCUCGGACACGGAUUGCCAUCACAUUGAGCGGAUCUUGAUGCGUCAAUUGGAAUCGGUGCGGUUGCAGCUUAGCUCAUCGUUAACCUGGUGUUCAGCGUGUGAAGAGCGGCCCAGGUACACCGUCGACGCUAUGUUUACGUGAGUGGUCAUGGGCGCUCCUGAUUUUAAGGAAGGGCAGAUUUUGGUUCGGUGCGACGAUGAUCAACAUUUCACGUGGCUUUAUCGAGUAUCGCUGGCGUUCAUCUCCUCGAGCAGUUGGCCCGUUCUCGCGCCGACACGAGGCUCGCACACAGUGGACGGCGAGACUUUCAGGAUCGAGCCGCUUGCUCGAGGACGAGAUGCGCCGAGGCGUUGCUGGAACGAUUUUUUCUUGUUCAAUCCGCGCCCGGUGCGGGAGUUCAGUGAGGCCUUUGCUCGAGCUAAGGAGCUGGCGGACUUCGCUGACGAGGACACCGAGUUGGACGACACUGAGGCAUGGAUCAUCUCGGGCCUGUCGCACCUUCGGUUCGGCGAGCAGGUGGGGCAGGGCAUCCUGGAGGGCGCCAUGUUCGACGGGGUCAAGGACAAGUUCGCCAGGUUCCUGGUGUUCUGGGUCGCCCAGGGCGUCUGGGUGAUGCUCAUAUCGAUGCCAGUCCUCUUCGUCAACGCGGCGCCCUGGGGGUGCGGGACGGCGUGCUGCUGGCGGGUUUCGCCUGCGGCAUCGCGACGGAGGUGGUGGCGGACCUGCAGAAGGCUGUGUGGGUGA